GAAAGUGAAAGGGAUAAAGAGCUGCACGAUCUUCUGCAUUCUCGGUGCCAUCUUGUCUGCUUGUUGUGCAGCAAAGGCACAGAAGUGCUGGAAAUGCACUGAAUUAUUAUUACAUAUAUGAGCGAGCUGGGGAGAGCUGCAUGGAUAAAGAAUCUUCUCUGGGAUAAAGAAUCCUCUCGGGGAUAAAGAAUCUUCUCUGGGUAAAGAAUCUUCUCUGGGAUAAAGAAUCUUCUCUGGGAUAAAGAAUCUUCUCUGUGCAAGUUAUGGUCAUCCUUGGAAAAGUUUUUGAUUCUAAAACUAAAGCUUAACAUUAAACUUAACCCUAAAUUUGCACUCCUACAUUUGGAUUCCCCAGGACCUGGACUAAAGGAACAACCAAAUUCCCUGAGAGACCCAUUAUUAAGUCUACUUUUGUUGUUUACAGCUGCUACUAAGAAACUUCUGUUUUUAAAUUGGCUGUCCGAGUCCAUUCCUUCACUGGCAGACAUUCUGUCUCUCCUAAACCAACUCUGCUGGCAAGAAGCAAUAAGGAUUAAAUCAGCAGAACCACAUCUCAAACAGUCAUUUACUGAAACUUGGUCAUUAUUCUGGGUUCAAAUUGACUCUAGUUUCAAAGCACGCACAUUGGGUUUGUUACAUUUAUAAGCUAAUCUUUGCUGGUUCAUUGGAUAUCUUUAUAUAUUUUCUUUGUUUACAGCCAUUGCUUUAUGCUGGUAUAUUUUAAAAUUUAGUAACAUUCGCUGAGCGUUGUUUGGUGGUUUGGUUGCUUGGUUAUAUGAUUAGAUUUUAGAUGGCUUUACCAAUCAUAUUUACUCUUCAUUUUCCUAUUAGGCAUUUUUGCUACAAGUUGUAUUGGUGUGCCUCAUUGUUCUGCUUUGAUCUUUUGUUGAAAUUCUUGCUUGUUUAACGUGGAAAACAAUAAAAACAUUUUCAACAUAAAAAAAAAAAAAAGAAUCUUCUCUGGGAUAAAGAAUCUUCUCUGGGAUAAAGAAUCUUCUCUGGGAUAAAGAAUCUUCUCUGCAAUAAAGAAUCUUCUCUGGGAUAAAGAAUCUUCUCGGGGAUAAAGAAUCUUCUCUGGGAUAAAGAAUCUUCUCUGGGAUAAAGAAUCUUCUCUGGGUAUGAAAUCCACAUGGAGAUGUGAAGAUGACAUGGAAUUUACUAUUUCUUCUUAGUCUUCUCUUUACAUUCGGAGCAGAAGGUGAUAUUUUUGGGGACAAUAUUUUUUCCCCCCUUCAAGCUACAAAGGGCUCAGAUUUUGUUGUUCCCUGUACAUUUGAUGUAAAUGGGCCUCCAGUACAAACCAUAAUCUGGUAUUUCAAGGAAAAGGAGAUCUUGCGUUAUGAUGGACAGAUAAGUUCCGUUGAUUCAAGGUUUUCCUUAAACAGAGACAAAACUAAAGAUGGAAUCGCUUCCCUAGUCAUUUCCAACAUUACAAUACCCGAUGCCGGCGCCUACACGUGUUCUCUGUUGUACAGCCAAGGAAAAAGAGAAACUAAAGUUUACUUAGAUAUUCAAGCAACUCCAGAGAUAAUCAUCACUAAUAAUAUUGUAGUUAGGAAUAAAGAGAGUGUCCUGCGCUGCUCAGUCAUUGGACUUUACCCGUUGGAUAGUGAUAUCACAUGGCUGAGAGAUGGGGAGUUACUACAGGAAACUACAGUUGGAGAUCUAGAGAGGAACCCAGAUGGCACCUACAAUAUAAACACUAUAGUGACCAUCGUACCCACUGAGGAGAACCAAUAUCAGACCUUCUCAUGUAAGGUCCAAUAUUAUUCUCAUGAUGCAUUCCAGAAGGACUUUCAGCUGAUAUAUGGAGUUCCUCCAUCCAUUCAGAUUAGCUCUCAACCAUUCUGGCUAAAUGAGGAACAGACAUUGAUUUGCCAAGUGUGGGGUUUCUACCCUGAAUCCGUUGCGGUUAACUGGUUUCUGAAUGGGAUUCAUGUGGAAGCCUCCAGGAUUCAGAGGACCACUAGUUCUGUUGUGUCUUCCUACCAGUUCACUCCAACAGUUCAGCACUGGGGAACAGAGAUCUCCUGUGUGGUGGAACAUGGGACACUGCCCAGUCCUCUGGUGGAGAAGGUGCUGGUGAAGGAACCAGAUUUGAAGGUAAAGCACCGCAUGGUAGUGAGGAUUUUUGCAGUUAUUACAUUGGUUGCAGCUGCAGCUCUCCUAUAUCACUGUAAUCGGGAGAAAAGCGGCACUAAAGAGCCCAUUUGCACAAUGCAAGGCAGAAAAAUCGACAUCGUGGGCAUAUCCGCAGCUACGGGUGGAUUGUUAGCCUAUGUGUUACACAGACUGUGGUUUUGCAGUUCUAAAGAAGAGAAAGAAGGAUGUAGAGAAGAAGUAUGUGACCCUGAAAGUGGACCGUUGGAGUUUAGAGGAACAUCGGUUGAUCCUCCACAAUAUGGUUCUUGCAAACAUUCUGAGGGAGAUACGAUUAUAACCCAUGAAGCCUCAGUGACUCAGUACCAGAGGACUAAACUGGACUCCUAUUCCAUGGAAACAGAGGAUUACAUCCCAGCAGAGGAGAAAACUCAACCUCAAAUUGCUUCUGAACAGGAGGCCUUAUCAGCCUCAGGGUUGAAAUCAAUAGAUCCUAGCCUGGAAAAAAACAAGUGCUCCAAACCAGAAGUAACUGGAUCUUCUCUACCUUCUGAUGAUCAAGAACUUGACUUCAGGAAACAGAUACAAGUAACUGACACUGGUGUAUUUCAAGAAAGACCCCAAACCCCUGAUGACCAUGGGACAAUUUCCUCUCCUAAAUCCGACUCCCAACCUUUCCAUAUGGAGGGUUUGGAACAAUCAGGCACUAAAGAGCCCAUUUGCACAAUGCAAGGCAGAAAAAUCGACAUCGUGGGCAUAUCCGCAGCUACGGGUGGAUUGUUAGCCUAUGUGUUACACAGACUGUGGUUUUGCAGUUCUAAAGAAGAGAAAGAAGGAUGUAGAGAAGAAGGCACUAUCACAGAUAAGGACAACUGUGCAGGAGCAGAGGAUUUAGAGGGAGCUGAUACAAAGGAAGAAGAGACUGCUGACCAGUCUAUGGAAAAAGAAAGCGAUACCUAUAAAGACAUGGAGAGCCCACCAGCAGCAGCAGAGGAUUUGGGGGUUUCUGUUGUAGAGGAAGCAAAAGCUGCUGGUUCAUCUGGGGAAACAGAGAAAGACAUGGACCACCCAUCGACAUCACAGGAUUCAGAGACACCUAUUGAUCAGGAACAAGAAGCUACUGGCCUAUCUGAUGAAAAAGAGAAAGGUACCAUUAAAGACAUGGGCAGCUCUGCAGCAGAGAAUUUAGGUGGAGCCACUAGACAAAAAGAAGAUGCUGUCAGUCUACUUGAGGAAGAAGAGAGAGGUACCUAUAAAUACAUGAAGAGCCCACCAGCAGCAGCAGCAGAGGAUUUGGGGGUUGCUGUUGUAGAGGAAGCAAAAGCUGCUGGUUCAUCUGGGGAAACAGAGAAAGACAAUGCUAAAGACAUGGAUAACCCAGCUGUAGAGGAUUCAAGAGGGGAUGCUGGACAGAAAGACGAGGCUGAUGGAAAGUUAUUGGAAGAGCAGAUAACAGGUACCAUUAAAGACAUGGGCAGCUCUGCAGCAGAGAAUUUAGGUGGAGCCACUAGACAAAAAGAAGAUGCUGUCAGUCUACUUGAGGAAGAAGAGAGAGGUACCUAUAAAGGCAUGAAGAGCCCACCAGCAGCAGCAGAGGAUUUGGGGGUUGCUGUUGUAGAGGAAGCAAAAGCUGCUGGUUCAUCUGGGGAAACAGAGAAAGGCACCAUUAAAGAAAAGGACUGCCCAGAAACAGCACAGGAUUCAGGAACAGGACAGAGAGAAGAAGGUAUUGGCCUAUCUGGGGAAGAAGAGAAAGGUACUAGUAAAGAUAGGGACAACCCUGAAGGAGCAGAGGAUUUAGAGGGAGCUGAUGGAAAGGAUGAAGAGGCUGCUGAUCAGUCUUUGGAAGAAAAUAGAGUCAACAGAAACGCCCUAAAUGAAAUGAUACAAUCCAAUAAAGAAUCUAAGCUCUCUCUGAAGAACAUCCUGGACAUUGGGCAGGAGAAUAUAAAUGAAGUUGCUCCCCAGACUGUACAAGAUCUUCCCUGGCUUAGGAAACUGAUGACUCUGGACAGGACUGCAAGAACAAUUCAACUUGACAAUAUUUCUAAAGAUUCAGGAGGGCAUACUGAUGCUGUAAAACAUGAACAUUCUCUACAAAUUGGUUCAGGGGAAGCUAAUGAUGGCACAGAAGAAGAUGUAUCUCAAUAUUUAGAUUUUUAUAGUAAAGAGUCUACUUCAUUCAAUCCUUUAGACAUUCUGUGUGUUCUCUUGCAUUGCUCAGAUAUGUUGUUACAGCAGAACAUCUUCUCCAAAAUGUCCAUGUGUCAGUUUGCCGUCCCACUGCUGCUCCCUGCUGGUGAUGGGCCAGGCUGCACCUUCAUGCUCUGGGCUAUGAGAGACAUUGUCAAGAGAUGGAGACCCCACACUUUGGCAGAGAAUAAAGGAUUUAUAGAAGAAUACCUGGUUAAAUCAGAAAUGCCAUUUUUUUCUUUUGUGAGACUGGGGCAUAUACAAUUAUCUAAAUCUAAAAUCCUCAAUCAAAUGCUCAGCCCAGCCCAACAGUACCAGGACUUUUUUAUUCAUGAAAAUAUGAUUGGUGGUGAUAAUGAGAGAGAAGUAUCUAAUGGCCUAGUGGAAAUCUCCUGGUUUUUACCUGUUGGAAGAGAGAAUUCUGACACUUUCCCAGAACCCAUAGCUGUUACUAAUUUACGUGGAGACAUAGAGUCUAACUGGACCCAAUUCAGCUUCCUAACCCAGGUCUCAUCAGCAGUGUUUGUAUUUUCUGAGAGUAUUAAUGAGAGAGAGUGUGAGCUAUUAGCCCAGUGUAGUAAAUCCUACUCCAACUUCUAUUUCAUCAUUACUCCAAGUGGCACAAGUGUCAGUAAAGAGACUGUGAAAUUCUUAAAAGAGUUACAACCUUUGCUACAUUUCAACCAAUCACAUAUACUGAUAAAAGACAAACAAGCAAAUGAGGCUGGGUUAGUAAAAAAAUUACAAAACAUAAUCCAGAUUUUUUUGAGGAAAACUGACAAGAAAGUAAAACUGGAAGAUUUAGCAAACACAGCCACUGAACUUGGCAUAAAUGUGGAUGAAAAUUCCCAGGAAUGUCAGAAAGCAAAAGAAUAUACCACUGAAAUAAUUAAAGAAAUACAAGAUAUGGUAAAAUAUAAGAAAGAGACGAUGAAACUACAAGGGGAUCUGUGGAAACAAGUGGCCCAGGUAGAAAAAGAAUUGUGCAGAAUGAAAAACCAAGGGGCUAAAAAUACAGAACAAUAUCGAUCUCAACUGACUGAAACCCUCAAACAAUUACACAGGGAGCAGAAUCAACAUGUUCUACCUGAUACGAUGAGUAAGUUUAUUUCUGCCAUCACACAUUUGUCUCAAUCAGAGAAACAUUAUUUCCUGACAUGGAUGAAAUUUGCACUUGACUCAAUGGCUAGAAACAACCUCUCUGUGUUAAAAGAAAAAUACAAGGAAAAAUAUAAUAAAACAAAUAAUCAGGUAGAACUGAAACAGUUAGACCAGCAAAUAUGUGACAGUUCUUUGGGAGUAGAACAUUUUCUGCGUGAGAUGGGGCAGUUUUAUGAGGCAGAAUGUUCGAUGGUGAAUCAAGGAAUACUCAAACCAGAUAUGAUACAGUUUAGUCUUCUCCCAGGAAUAGCUGCUGAUUUAUUGCUGGAUGGCUUCCCAUUGGAGCUGAUGGAUGGAGAUGCCUCCAAUAUCCCCCUGAAGUGGGUCACUGACCUUCUGACUGAGCUGAAUAACAAAACAGGAGGGAAAUGCAGAAUGAGAGUAAUCACAGUGCUGGGAGUGCAGAGCACAGGGAAAUCCACUCUCCUGAACACCAUGUUUGGCUUGCAGUUUUCAGUGGCCAGUGGACGAUGCACACGAGGAGCUUUCUUAACAUUGAUUAAAGUAAAAGAAAACUUUCAGAAGAACAUAAACUGUGAGUUUAUUCUGGUAAUUGACACUGAAGGUCUUAAGGCUCCAGAAUUGGCUUCUCUAGAGGACAGCUAUGAACAUGACAAUGAGUUGGCAACUCUAGUGGUUGGGCUCAGUGAUAUCACUAUAAUCAAUAUGGCCAUGGAGAAUACAACAGAAAUGAAAGAUACACUGCAGAUUGUGGUUCAUGCAUUUCUUAGAAUGAAGCAAAUAGGGAAGAAACCCAACUGCCAGUUUGUGCAUCAGAAUGUGAGUGAUGUUUCUGCUGAUGAUAAUAACAUGAGGGACGGAAUAAAACUUCUGGAGCAACUGGAUGAGAUGACCAGAAUAGCAGGCAGCAUGGAAAAAAAACAUGGAAUAAAAAGCUUCACUGAUAUCAUUAGCUAUAACAUUAAGAGAGACAAUUGGUACAUCCCUGGGCUUUGGUACGGUGUCCCACCCAUGGCUUCUGUAAACUCCGGCUACAGUGAUGUGAAUGAACUGAAAAAAUAUUUGUUUACAUUUAUGGAGAAAAGUGAAUUUCUUCAGCCGCCCCAGAAUGUUGUUGAAUUUAUUGAAUGGAUAAAAAGCUUGUGGAACUCUGUUAAAUAUGAGAAUUUUAUUUUCAGUUUCAGAAACAGCCUGGUAGCUGAAGCUUACAAUCAAUUAGCAAUGAAAUACUCCCAGUGGGAAUGGGACUUCUGCAAACACGUUCAUACCUGGCUAAUUAGCACUGAGAAUACUAUCAAGAAUCAGUCAGCAGAUAAACUGCAGCCAGAAAUGUGCAGAGUAUUUAAGGAUAAUUUAAUUUCUCUACUCUGGAAAGAAGAGAAAAACAUGUUAGAUUUGAUAAAAAAAUAUUUUGAAAAUAAAACCGAUAAUGUUCAUCUGAUUGAGAAGUACAGAGAAGAUUUCUCCAGAGGGGUGAAUUGUCUUCGGAAAGAUCUGGAACGUUCUGUCACAGCAAAGAUUGAUGAGACUAUUAGAAUCCAAAAAGGGAAAUAUCAAAUAAAGAAUAUAGAGAACAGUUAUCAAAAGACCAUUGAGGAGAAAGUCACUGAUCUCCUAAAACAGGUCAGACAAAGGGAAAGUCGACUUGAAAGUGAUGAAAUAGAAAAGGAAUUUGAGAACAUGUGGGAAAGUACAAUAGCUGAGUUACCAAGGAAUCUUUUACAAAAACGCAAUGUCAGUCAGGAAAUGUUACUGGAGCUCAAACGUGACUUGUCCAACAGAGGGGCCUCUAUAAAGGAGAAAUUUCUUAAGAUAAAAUAUUUAGAUGAGUUUGGAAAAGAUGAAUUCAAGAUUAAAGAGCAGCAUGUUGACUUGAAAUGGUAUUCAUCACUAAAAGGUGUGAAAGAACUGUGGACCAAUGAAUGCAAAGAUAAAACUGCCAGUCUGGCUUACUCUUUAAUAGAAUUAUGUUUAAAUUAUGUAACAGAGAAGGUUAAUACAGGAGAAGACUAUGAUGGGACAUAUUGCCAAGAAUUGCUUAGUAAAAUUAAUGAAAGGCAGGAGGAAGAUGUUAAAAACCUGCACAUUACCCAUGAGUUUGACUUGGAUAUAAAACUCCAUAUCUUGGGGAGUGCGGCUCGGAUGUUCCAGAAGAUGCAUAAGAGUUUUCUUCAGACUGAUCCUAUGUUGUCUCUGGAAACUCUAAAACCUCAUUAUUUGACAACUUUUAAAAAUCUAUUCCAGGAAAAAGAUGAAACACAAAGUAGAGCCAAACAAUUCUGUGAUCUCUGCCUGAAGCCGGCAAUAACCAAUCACAUUAACCAGCAUCUGGGGAAGGACAUUGUAGAUGAUAUUCUGUCCAAUCAGUGUCCCAAAGAAUUGAGCAGCCGCACUUUCUUUCAAUCACAUGUACUUGAGAAACUGCUGGAAGAGGAGGAAUUUUCUCAGUAUGUGACUUACAUUAAUUCUUAUGAGAAGUUUGUGAAAGAAUGGCUAAAACAAUACAUAUUAAAUAUGUAUAAAAAAGGUUUAGAAAAGUUGCAAACGAAUAUUCUCUCUGAUAUCUGUAACAAAAUCAGGAGCACACUCAAAAAGCCACAAGACAUGCCCACUGUUUCAGAGUUCUUGAAAGCCUUUUGUGAGAUGUUAAGGAGUGAAUUGGUCAUUUCUCAGAUGGAGUUGCAGUUGGUCAGUUUCCAAAACCAAGCAGACAUCAGGCAGUUCUCAAAGGAUAUUGAGUUUUUUCUCACAGAAACUGAGACACAGAUCAGAUCAGAGAUGGAAUCUUCCAGCACAGAAUCUGUUCUUGACAAACUCCGACUGAAACCAGAGGAUGUUCUGUUUAAGAGAGUGUUUGGCUGUGGGAAGCAGUGUCCCUUCUGCAAGGUCCCCUGUGAGGCUGGAGCUACUGACCAUAAGGAACACUUUGCAUCUGUCCAUCGGCCUCAAGGUUUGGGAAGAUAUCGAUGGAUAUUUAGUGACAAGUUGGCUACAGAAUUAUGUUCAACACAUGUUGUCAGUGAUUGUGAAUUCCAGAAUUCAGAUACAAAGAUGGAAUCUCACCCUUAUAAAGAAUACCGGACAAUCUACCCAGACUGGGCCAUUCAGCCUGACCCCAGCAUCACAGCCUCAGACUACUGGAAGUUUAUUUUUAAACAGUUUAACAAGGAAUUUGCUAAAGAAUAUGAGGCAGAACCAGCAGAUCUCCCUGAAACCUGGCUCCAGAUAACAAAAGAACAGGCUUUUCAAAGCCUAAAAGAAACAUUUAAUAUGAAGUAACAGCAGUGAAACAGGUUACAGCAUUAUAUUCCCAAAAACCUUAUUUCACUGUACAAGCAGCAUUUCAAUACAUUUUUGGUUGGAUAUGGGCAUAUUUACUACACCUUUAAAGGGGAUACAUAUUUUACUUUUUUAUACAUACUAUACUAGUUUUCAGUACAGACGAUGUAUACUAGUAUUAAUAAUAACAAUAAUCAAGUUGUAUUAUAGACGAGAUCUAGACUGACCAAUAAACAGAAUGAUGAUAAUGAUGAUUUUAUAUAACCACUGUGUCUUCUUAAUCAGAAAUCCAAAUAAAUAAAGAGUUUUCAAUAUAAUGUACUGCCUGACUUAUUUGUUAUAUAAUAAAAGUGGAGAAAGAAGUAUAAAAGUACAUAAAGCACAUGGGACCAUGGUGACCUGACUAAUGUUACAGAAAGCACAACAAGUACCAAUCAAUAUAUUGCAGAAUGGAGACAAACAAUAAAACAUUGAUCUAGAAAGGUGAAACAUAUAUCUAAGGAAUCCCAAGUCAAAAUGAUUAAGUCAAGUUAUCCCACUCCAUUAAGGUUGUACAGAGAGGGGAGACAAUUCAAGUCCUAAUGGAGUGGCCUGUGGAACCAAGUGUUCUCACAUCUUAAAGGAACGGUAACACCAAAAAAUGUAAGUGUUUUAAGUAAUGUAAAUAUAAUGCAGUGUUAACCUGCAGUUGUAAAACUGGUGUGUUUGCUUCAAACAGACUACUAUAGUUCACAUAAACAUGCUGCUCUGUUGCCAUGGGAGCAACCA
Messenger RNA from Xenopus laevis (African clawed frog), 9462 nucleotides. RefSeq names its product interferon-induced very large GTPase 1. NCBI's taxonomy places the organism in Eukaryota, Metazoa, Chordata, Amphibia, Anura, Pipidae. The record is from RefSeq and is a predicted model, not a curated record.